AUGUCGGUGCACUUCGAGGAGAAGAGCGGUGUCGUCCCCUGCAAAACCCCCUGGGGCUCCUGGUACCAGACCAUGGAGGAGGUCUUUAUCGAAGUCAAUGUCCCCCACGGGACCUCCGCUAAAGAGGUCAAGUGCCAUUUAGGGACCAGAGACAUCGAGCUGCACGUCAAAGGGAAGGAAGUGUUCAAGGGAAAGCUGUUGGACACAACUGUGUCUGAUGAGGCUACAUGGACACUGGAGGAUAAAUGUCUCAUCCGGAUCAUUCUCAUGAAGACCAAUAGAGAGGCAGGAAACUGCUGGACCUCCCUGCUGGAGGGGGAAUACUGUGCGAAUGCCUGGGUUCAGGACCAGAUGCAGAGGAAGCUCACUCUGGAGAGGUUUCAGCGAGAGAAUCCCGGAUUCGACUUCAGUGGUGCAGAGAUCUCCGGGAAUUUUGCUGGUGGUGGUCCGGACUUUUCCAGCCUACAGAAGUGACCGAUGCCAUGAAGUGAAAAUCAGUACAUACUGGAGGUGUCAUGUCUGCCUUUCUUCCACAGCCUGCAGAGGAACAGUGGCUUCAUGAGGUCUUCCGUGAAGAGAAGUCCAAAAAAAAUUCUACCUUCUGAAGAACUCAAAUAUUGCCUGUACUCUAAGACUUGGACUGGAGACUCUUUCCACAGCAGCCCUUUUUUUUUGGGGGGGGGGGGGGGGGGGGGGGGGGGGGGUCUGCUGUGAUGAACUGAUCUUGUUUAAGCCUGUUUUGGCAAGUUGCAAGGCUCGUUUUACUGGAGGAUGUUAGUGGGAACUGUUUACAAAAAGCCUGUUAAAUGUGUUGUCUUUCAGUAAUGACAAUAAUACACCCAGCAAUAGCUUUUCAAUAAAGUUUUAUUGAAAGGUACACAAACAUAGGUUAAUCAGAUGGUGUAUUCAAUCAGCCAUUUUGAAUUUGAGAACACAUUUAUUUGUUGUCACUAAUAGAAAACUACUAGACAGGGAAACUGGCAAAGAAAAUGCAAUAUCCAAUCCACAUUUCCACUGCAAUGACCAGUUAUUUAGUGUUCUCUGCACAACUGACAAUUGAAAUCAGUUAGUACUUGUGGUGCUUCACUCUGUGUCCGCAAAUGAAGAACCGCUGAUGAUAUUUCAGCUCAAACAGUGGUUAGCCAUACAUGACAGGAUCAUAACUAGCGUCACUUUCUGGUGCAAACCAGAGCUCCCUCACCACAUCAAAGAAAAAAAAAUCAUCACCUUGGGUAGGAGUGUGCAUUCAGGACAGUUUAGCAACCUAGGGUGGGAGUUAAGGAUUUUGGGCCCGAUUUCUUGGUUCCUUUUUUGCUGUUCACAAAAUCCUUCUCCCUCCUCUUCCACAUGGUGGACUGAGGACCUAGGUGGUUCUAUACUUCUUAGCUUAAAACCAGCAACCCGUUCCAGGAAAUACCAAACACCUUGGUACGGAUUUAAACAAGAACAUACUAUACACCUGUGCAAGUAACUCAACCAGGAAAGUAAAACUUGGCAGGAUGGCAGUAGGUGAAACUUUUUGUCACUGGGUCAGUAAAUACAGUGUCUGAUUAAUGUAUGAUGACAAACUGAAAAAUGGUGACUUUUUAGUUUUUCCUUAAAGAAAUCCAUCAUCACAGAUGAAGAUCUGUAAGGAGCAGAGCUGGAAGUGGGUGACCAUACUGUGAGCAAAUCACCCAAAAGUUACAUCUCAGUCAGAGAACAAGGAUGUAACGUUGGGGACAGUUAUCUUUCUCGGCAGUUAAGGUCACCCAUUUGUACGCCCCGGUUUUAACAAGCUGACUCAGGUAUGGUGGGAAGAUGAGUGAUCUUGUAGUAACUGUGCUUCAGCUGACGUGCAGUUCUUCCUGAAAUAGUCCAGCGAAGUCUCUGACAGUUAGGCUUGGAGCACUUGGUAGUGGCGUAUUCAGCCAAGCAUUUUCCAACUAACUCCCGCACACAGACCAGGUCCCCAUCUUUGAUCUGCAGAGAACAGAUACACGAUCAGAUAGUUGUGCUAACACACCAAGGAGCAUUAUCAGCAAUCACAAACAUGCAUGCUCCAAUUAUUCAGCUCCUCGUCGUAUGCAAAUUAAUUUCCACAAAUACUAAAAUGAAGCAAUCAUUGAAAUUCCUUCUAAAUUACUAAGUACAGGACAUAUUUCUAAUUAUGACUUACAUUCAGCUGCUGCUGCAGACUUUUCAGGGCCUCGGAUAUGCCGUCAACAUGCUCAGGGUCAUGCUCUUCGUGAGCCUCAAAGCACAGGAGAGCCAUGCCGAGCAGAGAGGGCUGCAAAAAACACAAAAGUAGACUUCACUAUUCCCAAAAUACUGCAAAUAAUAUUCCUGUUUAAGAAAACGUGCCUAUAAAUUAUUGGAACAUUAUUAAAAUAAGAAAGCACAGAUGCCCUACUUUAUAUCUGAACUAGCAUUAUUUAAAAUGUUGGGAGACAAGUUAUUUUGACCUACCUUUAUUUUGGAGAAGACAAAUGAGCAGUGACAGGCUUUCAGCUGCGCCUCCAGUCUCUCAAGGCUCAGUAUCUUCUUGCUGCAAAAAGGAAAUGCUUUUAGUGUCAAAACUGCAACUGCAUAUGUAAAAUCCAUUGGAGGCACAGCUCACUAUAUUAAGAAAUCUAUCUGCUUCAGUCAACUUAGUGACCAAAAAAUGCACAUACAAAUACUUUUAUAUACUUUGAAAUACAACAACCACAGUAAUACUGGUCAUUUUUGAAAAGAGGGAUUUUCAUUUUCACUGUCAAUGUCUAAGAAUCCACAUGAUUUCAAGUAGUAUUAUGCCUGUUAGCAACAAAAUAUUUCUGGCUAGUUUUAUCUUUCAAGCAAAAUAUGAGAAGACACAUUUUAGCAGAGUAAAUAUAAUCUUGUUGAGUCAUGGUUUAGCCCCGCAGGUUAAUGUGACCAUCUGUCCUUACCUCUCAGCGUCGAGCUGCUCCUGGAUGUGGCUGUGAAAGAGGCGGAGAAAGCGGAGGGCUGUGGGGGCCUUCACCUUCCAGUAGAGCUUCUCCAUUAUGAUCUUCUCCAUCCUCAUCAUGUCAGACACAGUGAAACGAUUCUGACUGAUGCGGAUUAGGUCACUGGUCAGAGGCACGUUCUUCUCCUCUUCCGAGGAUUUCACAGCAAUGUAGAAGCAGCAAAGGCCCACACAGGACAGGUGCUUCGGCUGGAUCUGUCGGAGACGAGGAAAGUGACAGAGUCAAUUUCAUGACUUUAUGAGGUAGUCAAGAUGUGCAUGAAAGGCACCGGUGCAUAUGCAAACCUUCAUUACAGAGAGGAAUCGAUCCAGCAAGCUGAUGGCCAGCGAGAAGGUCUCUGAGCUGAACCCAAAGAACCUGGUCAGAGAGAGCAGGUCCUUCACCUCCAGCUCUCUCAGUCUGGUUGUCAUCCUGAGGCCGUUGUCCUGAGCGCUCUCUAUAAGCCUCAAGCCGCUCAGCUUUGGUUGGUAUCGGCCCUCCAGAUCUGUCAGGGCCUUCAGCUGAACUGCAAAGGGCUGUGCUCUGGGUCCUGCCACUGCAUCAAUCAUCUUUGCAAACAGGAAAUAUCGAGCUGAAUAAUACUGACAAAAUCACCCAAAACACAACUGUUUAGACUCCUCAUCUCUAGUUUAAACUCGCUAUUUCUACAUAUAUUUGAGAUGAAGCAAUAACCUCAAUACCUUACCCUACACAACUACAAAGCCUUGAAAAUAAUUACUACACCACUUUGAAAAAAUGACCUUGACCUAAUUAUGUCAAGUCCAGUCAUCGGGAUUUUAGUAAAUACAAGUGAGGGGCAAAAUCCAAUUUCAAAACAGUCUGCAAUGGCUGUCUUGCUGUAUCCCUUAUACAUGAAGCAGAAAGAUGGCUGUCUUCUUGCCAUAUCACAAGUCUCUUCUUGUAGUCAUUGUUGAAGGAUAAUUUUGUGUGGAUUAUCUGUUGACUUUACUUAUAUGUCUCAAGUACUAAAUAAUGUGUAAAUGUUCACAGCUACCAAGUGUGGAUUUUUCAAAAUCAUCCUUUACUGCAUGCAUUGAAUAACUUUAAAACUUCUGUCAUGUCUUUGAGGAGAUGCUGUAAUCAUUUAACCACUAUGAUAACAUUCACACAAAGUUAUCAGUGUUCAAGGCUUGUUGUGCAGACCUUUUAAAGAAAACACCCGGGGGUCUAACAAUUGUUUCCAAAGCUUUGUGUGUGAUUUCUAUGACUAAAGUAAAUGUGUUCAAAAAAAUAAUGUUGUAGAUGGUAGCUAGGCAGGUAAAAACAACCAUUUAAUCUGCAGUCAAAUAUCGGUUGGUUCUUUUUUACAAUGUCUCUACUUCAAAAUGAAAUGGCUAAACAAGUCAGAAUAUAGAAUAACUGUAGUUUAUUAUUAAGGCUAGUUCAGGAUUCGGUUGUUUUGCUCAGGAGUUUCUGAGAUGAACGGACGCUUCCAAAUUUGUAAAGUUAUCCAGUCACAAGCCGUCCUCUACCAGCUGUCACUGAACCAGGAUCAACUGGACUAAACAGGAGCUGCUACAACACGGACAUGUCAAACAAAGUGUCUCAGUUAUAUUAUUUAACUCGUUGAGGUUAUUAAAAUGUAUGGACCACGCACUGUUAGUGAAAUUUUUCUAUCCUGGGCAGAGCUUUCGGUGUUAGCUGUAAUCAAAGCAGCAGGCCUGAUGACUGGGAGCAGGACCUGCGUCAUGUCGGGACAUGUCCCUGCAACACACACCAACGGAAAGCUAACGCCGAGCCCGGUGACAAGAAGUCCUAGGAAGCCAAUACAGUCUAAACUGUAAUACUGUCGAUUAAACUACGACACACAACUCUACUAUAAUCGUGUGAAUUAAACUCCGUACGUUCGUGAAGGUGAAAGAUAAAAUUGCACAUUAAUCAUCCGUUAACGAGGCAACUGUUAGCUACAACCGCUAACGCUAGCUAAAAUAAUUUCUGAAGGCUUGCAUUUUAUUUUUUCUGCUGGCUGACAGAUACAGAAAAAGUGUUUCUACUGUGUUGGAACCACGAAUACUAUUAGUCAAACAUAUAUCUAAGUUAUUUUAUGUGAUAUAGAGAAAAUACUGGUUUACUUACCUUGGAUAGUUACGUUGUCUUUGAUACUACGAAAAAAAUGCAGUUUAAGAAAGCCUCCACAAGCUUAAAAUAAGCAAGUGAAACGAGGUUUAAAACACAAAAAGGUGUAAGUAUGAACUUUCACUAAAGAAAGUUUUAAGCAUAGGUUACUUUCUGCCUAUGCACACCCCCUACCCUUGGCGUAAGGCGAUGGGGAAAA
Molecule: messenger RNA, 5244 nt
Organism: Amphiprion ocellaris (clown anemonefish)
Lineage: Eukaryota; Metazoa; Chordata; Actinopteri; Pomacentridae
Gene: nudcd2
Product: NudC domain containing 2
Exons: 4
Coding region: 1-474 (157 amino acids)
Biological process (GO): protein folding
Cellular component (GO): cytoplasm
Source: RefSeq, a predicted model, not a curated record